This is a messenger RNA of Hibiscus syriacus, 2888 nucleotides long. RefSeq names its product protein ETHYLENE INSENSITIVE 3-like. The record is from RefSeq and is a predicted model, not a curated record. The transcript is spliced from 2 exons. Bases 332 to 2161 code for a protein of 609 amino acids. Gene Ontology annotation, molecular function: DNA-binding transcription factor activity; DNA binding. Gene Ontology annotation, cellular component: nucleus. NCBI's taxonomy places the organism in Eukaryota, Viridiplantae, Streptophyta, Magnoliopsida, Malvales, Malvaceae.
CUCCUAACAAGGAGCCAGGUAGGCGCCACCUUCACUUCUUACCCUCUCUUCAAUAAUUCUCUCGUUUGGGGGUACCAGAAAAGUUCCACCUUUACACAUCAUAAAAAAGGAUAAAUAUUCAUUUCCUUUCUUUUCUUCCCCAUUCUUCCCUUCUCUAUACACCCGUUUCUUCUUUUUCUUCCAGUAGCCACUUGUUUGAGCUUUGUGGAAUAGGCCCAAAAUCUGUGGUUUUCUCUCUUUCCUUUUGUUUUUCCUGUAGGCCUUGGUUAUAGGAGAAAUUUCCUCAAGUUUCAGACUUAUCUCCCGGGGGGGUGUCCGAUCCGAUCUUGGAAUGAUGAUGUUUGAUGAUAUGAGUAUUUGUGGAGAUAUGGAUUUCUUAUGUGCUCCCGCUGGGGAAAAAGAUGCGGCGGUCCCGCAGAUGGAAGUAGAGGCUGCAGUAGAGGAUGAUUUUUCUGAUGAAGAGGUUGAUGUCGAUGAACUUGAGAAGAGGUUGUGGAGGGACAAAAUGCGGCUCAAACGGCUCAAGGAACAGCAGAAGGGCAAGGAGGUGAUCGAUGUCGCUAAACAGCGUCAGUCCCAAGAACAAGCUAGGAGAAAAAAGAUGUCGAGGGCGCAGGAUGGGAUAUUGAAGUACAUGUUGAAGAUGAUGGAGGUUUGCAAGGCUCAAGGUUUUGUUUAUGGAAUUAUUCCGGAGAAGGGAAAACCGGUAACUGGAGCAUCUGACAAUCUUCGAGAAUGGUGGAAGGAUAAAGUCCGAUUUGAUCGUAAUGGUCCUGCUGCUAUUGCCAAGUACCAGGCAGAUAAUUCGAUUCCCGGCAAGAACGAUGGCUGUAACUCCACCGGCCCGAUCCUGCACACCUUGCAAGAACUUCAAGAUACAACGCUUGGUUCUCUUUUGUCUGCACUGAUGCAGCAUUGUGAUCCCCCUCAGAGGCGGUUUCCUUUAGAGAAAGGUGUUCCCCCACCAUGGUGGCCUACUGGCAACGAGGAGUGGUGGCCACAGCUUGGAUUGCCCAAAGAUCAAGUCCCUCCUCCUUAUAAGAAACCUCAUGACUUGAAGAAAGCUUGCAAAGUCGGGGUUCUCACGGCAGUAAUCAAGCAUAUGUCUCCUGAUAUUGCCAAGAUUCGCAAGCUCGUAAGGCAGUCUAAGUGCCUGCAGGACAAGAUGACAGCAAAGGAGAGUGCAACAUGGCUUGCUAUCGUUAACCAGGAGGAGGCUUUGCUACGAGAGCUCUACCCUGAUUCCUGCCCACCACUCUCCUCGGGUGGAGGAAGUGGGAGUUUCGUUCUCAACGACUGCAGCGAGUAUGAUGCUGAAGUUGAGCCGAACUUUGAUGUGCAAGAGCCUAAACCUGGGAAUCUCAAUGCAUUCAAUUUGGGUAUCAAUACAAUGAGGACCGUUCAACAACAAUCAUAUCCUCUUAAUGUAGUUGUCAAUAAUCUGGAUUUCAUGCGAAAGAGGAAACCAUCUGAAGAUCUGAACAUGAUGGACAACAAGAUCUACACUUGUGAGUUCCUCCAGUGUCCUUAUAAUGAACUUCGCAUGGGAUUUCAUGACAGGACUGCCAGGGACAAUCAUCAGUUAAUUUGCCCCUACAGAAACUCUUCCCGACAGUUCAGUGGUUCAGAUUUUAACGUGAAUGAAGUGAAACCAGUCAUUUUCCCUCAACAUUUUUCACCAUCCAAGCCACCUGCACCAUCUAUUACAUCUGUUACAACACCCUAUGACCUAUCAGGACUUGAAGUUCCAGAAGAGGGGCAAAAAACGAUCGGAGAGCUCAUGUCAAUGUAUGAGAACAACAUGCAAGGCAACAAGAACAUGAAUACCGUAAUCAGUCCGGUAACCGAAGGUCAAAAUAUCCUUCAGCCGAAAAUGCAACAGCAACAGGAUGGAUUCUUCGGCAGUCAAUUCAUGGUGGGGGGAAAUUUCUUCGCACAGUCCAGCAUGGCUCGUAACCAUCAGAUAUUUUCGCAAGUGGAUGGCCAAUUUGACCGUUUUAAAGCUCUGAAUCCUCCGUCCGAGACCAACCACAAUAACAACAACAGCUUCCAGAUGAUGUUUGGUUCUCCGUUCGAUCUGGCGUCUUUUGAUUACAAGGAAGAUCUACAAGCAGCUGGGGCGGAUACCAUGCCGAAGCAGGAUGGUCCAUUCUGGUAUUGAGUAACAAAGUACUGAUCACAUUUGGUAUAUUUAUUUUUUUCAUCACACCACAGUUUUCAAGCAGAAAUAUCUACCUUUUACUUCCCCUAUUGUCUUUUCUACACAGAAGUAGCUACAAACCACAUUUUUUUACUUGGUUUUUGUAUUUUUCUUCAUGCUUGUAGCUGGUAGAAGCUAGCAAGCUUAGCAGGUCUUCAUGUUAGGCUUUCAAUAAAACAAACAAGUACAAUAAUCCUGCUAUGGAUUUACAUAGGAUGUUAUUGUCUCCUAAAUAAGUUUGUUAUGUAUAAUGUAUUGUCUCUGUUAUUUUUCUUCCCCUUCCAUUUUAACUUGUUUAAACUUUGAGUCAGGUUCUCCCAUGAUCAUGUUUUGUAGGAUUCCGAAUGUUUUUGUCCUGUAAUGGGUACAUAGUUGACAGGUUGUGUUGAAUGGAUGGAAACUGUUUGUCGUUUAGUGUCGACCUCGUUGUUCAUCCCACAGCAGUUAAUGCAAAGAAGAUGGUUGAGUUUCACUAGAAUCCUGCAUUUGGUGGAAGCCUGAAUUGGAACCGGUCUUGUUUUGUGCCAAGUGUGCCUGUGUUUGGUGGGGUCAGCUUUCUUUGGCUUCGUUCAAAAAGUUUGGAACUCGUCUUUUCAAUGGUCCCCAUUUCUGGAAGAAAAACAAACAAAUACCAGGCAAUUAAAUAAUACUUCUUCUCCACCCAAAAUGAAAGGACAACGAUCCAAAC